UUAGUCCGCCUGGUUGGAAUGAUGCUACUUAUAUUUGCCAAAAAGGACCAAUGUAAAUACCUCCAUGAUGUUGUAACAGAAACUGUGGGCACGGGACUCAUGGGAAAAAUGGGUAACAAAGGGGCUGUUGCUGUGAGGUUUUUGUUCCACAAUACUACAUUUUGCAUUGUCAAUUCCCAUUUGGCUGCUCACGUGGAAGACUUCGAACGUCGAAAUCAGGAUUAUAAAGACAUCUGUUCCCGAAUGACUUUCUUGGUCCCAAAUCAGGGUCAUCUAAACAUCAUGAAGCAUGAUGUUGUCAUCUGGUUGGGAGAUUUGAACUACAGACUCUGCAUGCCUGAUGCCAGUGAAGUAAAAACACUUAUUAAUAGGAAUGAACUUCAGAAGCUCCUGAAGCUGGACCAGCUAAAUAUUCAACGUUCUCACAAGAAAGCAUUUGCUGACUUUACAGAAGGCGAAAUUCAGUUUAUGCCCACCUACAAGUUUGACCCGAAAACAGACAGAUGGGAUUCCAGUGGGAAAUGUCGUACUCCAGCAUGGUGUGACCGAAUCCUUUGGAGAGGGACUAACGUUAAUCAGCUCCGCUACUGGAGUCACAUGGAGCUUAAAACCAGUGACCACAAACCCGUCAGUUCUCUCUUCCUCAUUGGGGUGAAGGUUGUGGAUGACAGAAGAUACAGGAAGGUAUUUGAGGACAGUGUUCGCAUCAUGGAUAGAAUGGAAAAUGAUUUUCUUCCUUCAUUAGAACUCAGCAAGAGGGAAUUUGUAUUUGAGAAGGUGAAAUUCCGUCAACUGCAGAAGCAGAAAUUCCAGGUCACCAACAAUGGCCAAGUGCCAUGUCAUUUUUCCUUCAUCCCUAAGCUCAGUGACAGCCAGUACUGCAAGCCCUGGCUUCGGGCUGAGCCCUGUGAAGGCUACUUAGAACCAAGUGAGACAGUCGACAUUUCCUUGGAUGUCUAUGUCAGUAAAGACUCAGUGACAAUCCUGAAUUCGGGGGAAGAUAAGAUUGAAGAUAUUCUUGUUCUUCACUUGGACCGAGGCAAAGAUUAUUUCUUGACCAUCAGUGGAAGUUACCUCCCAAGCUGCUUUGGCACAUCCUUGGAAGCUUUGUGCCGAAUGAAAAGACCGAUUCGAGAAGUUCCUGUUACCAAACUCAUCGACCUGGGAGAAGACAGCUUCGUAGAAAAGGAGAGCGCUCUUCUGCCAUUGGCUCCUUUGGAGGGGAACGUCGGCGAGAGACCCCUUCAGGUUCCCAAAGAAAUCUGGCUUUUAGUAGAUCACUUAUAUAAGAAUGGCUGUCAGCAGGAGGACCUAUUCCAGACCCCUGGCAUGCAGGAAGAACUACAGCAAAUCAUUGAUUGUCUGGAUACCAGCAUUCCUGAGACAGUCCCUGGCAGCAAUCACUCUGUGGCUGAAGCCCUUCUCAUCUUUCUGGAAGCCCUGCCAGAGCCUGUCAUCUGUUAUGAGCUAUAUCAGAGAUGCCUUGACUAUUCCCAUGAUCCCCGCCUCUCCCGACAGGUGAUUUCACAUCUUCCACGAUGCCACAGAAAUGUUUUCCGGUACCUGAUGUCUUUCCUUAGGGAACUCUUAAAGCACUCUAAAACAAACAAUGUCAGCGUCAACAUGAUUGCCAAUCUCUUCUCCGGUCUCCUGUUACGGCCUUCACCCAACCUGAUGUCAAGACAGACUCCAACUGACCGCCAACAUGCUAUCCAGUUCCUCCUGGGGUUCCUGCUUAGCAGUGAUGAAGACUAACUCUCUUCAUCUGGCAUCCUCCACCCCCUUCUUGAGAUUCUAGCCUGGAGGAUCACUAGCUUUGAGUAUUAAGAAUUAGUUGAAGGAGUUUUUGCCACCAGGGGAGUUGCACAGCUUUGUAGCUGCUGGCUAUUGAAAAUCUACAGUUUACAGUGCUUAGGGGAGCCUUCUAGUAGCUCCUCCACCCACCAAAACACAAGUUAGAUGUCCUUAUCCAUUAGAGAAUUUCAGACUCAACAUGUUGCCAAGCCAAAGUCUCCACAUUUUGGUAGUUCUGUGCUUUAUCUUUAUGGGACAGAGAAAUCUGUAUUAACACUCCAGUGUUCUCCAAAUCUGUUUGUUGCCUAAAUCUGACUGUCUUGUCUCUGCUUAGCACCCUAGUCUUGGGGUCUGAGAUGUGAACGUUCUCGACUGAUACGCACUAUUUGCUUUAGAUGAGAUUUGUAUCUGGAUUCAGAUUUUUAUCUGAAUCGUAUUUGGCUCUCUUGCCCCCCAGCCCCACUCACACCCCCACUCAAGCAGCAGUAUCACUUUGGAGAAGGGCAGGUGGGUAAGGCUCCUGGGAGACUUACUUGUCUCACUGCCAGCAUUUGUGCACUCUUACUACAGUGGCAUUUCUGGGUCUCGGUCUGUUCAUGUGCCUACAGUGGCUAGGGCCAUCUUCCCUUCUCUUGAACCCUACCCAGCAACUGAACCUUAGUGACUGCUGGGAGAGGACCUUCGUUCUAAUGUCCCACUGGCCUUCAAGGCCCACAACCAAAAUGAAUGCAACCUGGCUACCUUGAGGGUGAAGGCGUUUCUCUGUCUUGCAAGUCCUGUCUGGGGGGAAAAGGUAUGAGGAAUAAUUGGCUCUGGGUGUCCUUGGGACUUACUCCCACCCUUGGAAUCUCAUUUUCUUCCCAAACAGCACUUAGACCACCAUAGAAAGUGUUGGGGUUAACUCCAGCUUCAUCACUGGAGAUGACCUCCGAAUCCUCAGGAACCUCUUGGCAUUCAUCCUCCGUACCAAAGGGCAAUCAGAAUCCCCCUGCUUACAAAGAAAUCACCUCCUUCGAGGGUUUAGGACCAGGGUAGACAGUAUUUGGGGGACUUCCAGUGUAGCACACAACCACCUUUUUAAGUACUAGGUCAAAGAGGCAACAGUUUAUCAAGAUAACAUUGGGGCCAACAAAGCACCUUAUUUCCCCACCUUUAACAUCUCUCUGAAUUGUUCAUUGAAAACAGACCAGCAGGUCAUUCGCCCCCCCCCUUUUUU
Vombatus ursinus (common wombat) is the source of this 3010-nucleotide messenger RNA. Its product is annotated as inositol polyphosphate 5-phosphatase OCRL-1-like. The record is from RefSeq and is a predicted model, not a curated record. The transcript is spliced from 14 exons. Gene Ontology annotation, biological process: signal transduction; phosphatidylinositol dephosphorylation. Gene Ontology annotation, cellular component: membrane; cytoplasm. Lineage: Eukaryota; Metazoa; Chordata; Mammalia; Diprotodontia; Vombatidae. Gene Ontology annotation, molecular function: phosphatidylinositol-4,5-bisphosphate 5-phosphatase activity. Bases 19 to 1755 code for a protein of 578 amino acids.